AUGAGUCCCUCCGCAGCUGUGAUCCUCAAUGUCGCUCAACUGGAUGCCGCGCGCCAUGCCCAGCUUGACGCUCUCUUGUCGGCAUACUCGGCCCUCACUGAGGCUGAAAAAGCCCAGCAACGCGACUCAUAUGUAACUGAAGCAUUUACCCUAUGCUUCUCUAGCCAUAGCGUGGCCCCGGGGGCCAGCGGGUACGAGACCCAGCGUCAGAUGCCUUGGUCCACCAAUUGCUGGCUUCAGCCUCGAGUGAUCGUCUCUCCAUCAUCAGCGCCGCAGGUUGCGACUGCCCUUGCUUUGUGUCGAUUCUUCCACGUGAAGUUCUCCAUCCGCGGUGGGGGCCGACUGCAGAUCCCUGGGUUCACCAGCAAUGAGGGCGGCGUGGUCAUUUCACUGAGCAACUUCAAUCAGGUCGAGCUGUCAGGCGAUAAGACAGUUGCCAAGAUUGGCGUGGGAUUGCGAUGGCUCGAAGUCUACAGGAAUCUGGAGGCUCACAAUCUGGUGGUUGCUGGAGGCCGAGUCCCGGAUGUUGGUGUGCCUGGUUUACUGCUUGGUGGUGGAAUAUCCUUUCAGAACAGCCAGUAUGGCUUGGGUGCUAUGAACGUGUGCAACUAUGAGGUUGUUCUCGCCGACUCACAGGUUGUCAACGCCAAUGCGUUAGAGAACAGCGACCUCUUUUGGGCGCUGAAAGGAGGUGGUCCCAACUAUGGCAUCGUCACCCGGAUGGACAUGGUGACUAUCCCCAACCAGAUCUGGGCGGAGGUUCAGAUCUACCCGCCCACGGCCAGCGCGCAGCUGCUUGACGCGCUGAUGCAAUAUCAUCAAGCUAUCGAGACCGACAACAAGGCGACGCUGAUCUGGAACGCCACCAACGAAUUCAUCCUCCUCGUCUUCGUGUACUGCGCCCCGGUUGAACGCCCCGCGGUCUUCGAGCCCUUCUACAACAUUCCGUCUGCAGCGACGUUUGUCCCUGCCGGCGUGCGGUCGGUGUAUGACUUGGUCCAGGCCGUCGCGUCGGUCAACGAAGCCGAGCCAACUCUCCACGAAUUCCGAACCAUGUCCAGCCGACCGAGCCUGGAAGUGUAUCGCGCAGUCGAGAAAGCCCACGCAGAGCAGGCAGCGCUACUGAAAGACGUCGAGGGGCUGACCCUGACGACCGUCAUCCAGCCCAUGUCCUCACUCGCGAUGCAGGUCAGCGCCAAUAGUCCCCUGGGCCUGGAGCCAGUCGGGCAGCAAUGGUUCCUGGCGCGAGCCGAUUGGAAGAACGUCAAAGACCAAGAGCGAGUGCGGCAAGCGAUCAGCUCGAUUGUGGAUGCAGCGGAAACAUCGGCCAGGGAACAGGGGGUGUAUCUCCCGUACAAGUACUCCAACUAUGCCUCACGCGAUCAGGAUCCGCUGUCGAGUUAUGGGGCCGAGAAUGUGCGCCGGCUGGGGGAGAUAGCCCGGAAGUAUGAUUCGGAUGCGGUGUUUCAGGUGCUGCAGAAUGGGGGGUGGUUGCUUAGCAAGGGGGGAUGGAAGGUGGAUGCGCGUGAUGCAUAAAUUGCACGAUGGGAGAUUGGGGCGCCCUGCCCUAAGCUAUAGCCCUACUUGUCCUCCCCAUGGUGCAAUACCUCUACUAUCGAACACCACGCAGACCGAUAACUGACUGCUCACGACGCAUGAAUGACACACGCCUUGUCCUCACUCCUUCAUUCCUCAUAUAAACAAAUCAUGCAAGAAAGUCAAAGUGGCGUCCUCUGUCAGCAAUGACUUCAUUACCCCUUGAACCAACCAUGACAUCACCUCCAUCCUCCUCCCG
Messenger RNA from Aspergillus homomorphus CBS 101889, 1795 nucleotides. RefSeq names its product FAD-binding oxidoreductase. Lineage: Eukaryota; Fungi; Ascomycota; Eurotiomycetes; Eurotiales; Aspergillaceae. The record is from RefSeq and is a predicted model, not a curated record. Bases 1 to 1536 code for a protein of 511 amino acids. The transcript is spliced from 6 exons. Gene Ontology annotation, molecular function: FAD binding.